AGUAAUCAUUCAUCGGAUAUUCGGAUUUCAUCACAAUUUCAAUCAAAUCCACUCUCAAAUCUUGUUAAUUUUCAAUACCCAUCUUUCUUUUUCUCCAGUAACGAUGUUUCUGAGAUCUGUUUCAGCAUUUUCUCUCCCCACAAAGCAAGGGGAGAGCAGUUUUAGCUCCUCUGCUUUGUCCAACUGUUCUAAGUUGAGCCCUUCAUCGAUCUCCGCCUUGCCUUCUUUUUCAUCGAGAAAGCAACAAAACGGUGUCGUAGUCUCUGCCGCUGGUGCGACCAACGAAUUUCCGUUAACAGGGGUAUUGUUUCAGCCAUUUGAAGAGGUCAAGAAGGAGAUUGUCAAUGUCCCUGUUGCCCCUCAUAUCUCACUUGCUCGCCAGAGAUAUGCAGAGGAUUGUGAAGCCGCAAUUAAUGAGCAGAUCAAUGUGGAAUACAAUGCGUCCUAUGCAUACCAUGCAAUGUUUGCCUAUUUUGAUAGGGACAACAUAGCUCUAAGGGGCAUGGCCAAAUUUUUCAAAGAGUCUAGCGAAGAAGAAAGAGAACAUGCUGAAAAGCUCAUGAAAUAUCAGAACAUACGAGGAGGACGUGUGAAACUACACUCUAUACUGCUGCCCCCUUCAGAAUUUGAUCAUGCAGAGAAGGGAGAUGCAUUGUAUGCUAUGGAGUUAGCAUUGUCGUUGGAGAAGAUUGUGAAUGUGAAACUUCUGAACUUGCACAGUGUAGCGGACCAUAACAAGGAUCCUCAAUUGACGGAAUUCAUUGAGAGUGAGUUCUUAACUGAGCAGGUUGAAGCUAUCAAGAAGCUAUCUGAAUACGUUACUCAACUGAGAAUGGUUGGAAAAGGACACGGAGUAUGGCACUUUGAUCAGAUGCUCCUCCAUGAGGAUGAUGGUGCUCUUGCUUGAAGUCUUCCCUUUCAGUAUGGCCUGUUCCUAUUGUAGCCACUAGGAUAGAAUUUGCUCACUGAAUAAUGGCGCACCACUAAUGUCUGUCAAUGGGAAGAGGAACGUAGAUGGAUGGGCAUGGGCUUUUGCAGUAGUAGCUUCAUGUUCAAUUAGCUAUAUAUGAUUUCGGGGUUUUGUAUGCUUAUGUUGUGUGUAUUUAACUUUGUUCAUAUUUUUAUGUUCAAGGAUCUUGCUUAAUCCAAAUUUAUGAUUCAAUAA
This is a messenger RNA of Tripterygium wilfordii, 1165 nucleotides long. Its product is annotated as ferritin-4, chloroplastic-like. Gene Ontology annotation, molecular function: ferrous iron binding; ferric iron binding. The transcript has 8 exons. Lineage: Eukaryota; Viridiplantae; Streptophyta; Magnoliopsida; Celastrales; Celastraceae. The record is from RefSeq and is a predicted model, not a curated record. Bases 104 to 907 code for a protein of 267 amino acids. Gene Ontology annotation, biological process: iron ion transport; intracellular iron ion homeostasis. Gene Ontology annotation, cellular component: cytoplasm.